AUGUCGGAGUUCCACCGUGAAAUCGGUAAUAUGGCUUGGCGUAAGCAGAAUCUGAAUAGCGCAUUGGAAAUGUACAAUAUGGCUCUACGAUUUGCGAUGAAUGAUGAGCAAAAAUCGUUCGUCUACGCCAAUCGUUCAUUGAUAUGGGCAACUAAGAAAGCUCAUGUGCACGCGUUGAAGGACAUACAACGAGCGUUAAACGUGGAAUUGAGUAACUAUCCGGAACCACGUCGAUUUCGCCUAAUCCUUCGUCGUGCUCAAUGUCUGCUAGCCAUUGGAAGAAUCAAGGAGGCCAGAAUGGAUUUUCUCACAGUUAAAUUACAGGUGGAUAACUCCACUGCGGAGCGUUCAGUGUCACAAGCGAUUGAGGAUGGUCUAGCACAGUGCGAUAAAAAUGCAGCUGAACGUCGUGUCCCCGUGGAUGGCAAACUGGAUCCGCUUAAUGGUGAUUAUUGGGACAAGUUUGGUGAACUGCCGCCACAAUUGUUCUCGGUUCAACGUGAACGCCGAAAUGCGAGACGCGCUUCGAGGGCGAGGCGUUCUUUACCGUUCUCAAUCACUUACGGCGGAAAGACUCGCGGUUGGCAGUUAGUUGCAACUCGCGAUAUUCGACCGGGAGAACUUAUAUUCUUGGAGAAACCGUACGCGGUAGUUUACGAACCUGGUUUCCUCGAAAUGAAUUGCGCCCAAUGCGAACGAAUACCCAUAAACCCAAUUCCAUGUCGUGCUUGUUCAAGAAACUCUGGCUCAAAGAAAGAAGGGAACAACAGACCUAGAAUCGGGAACAAGAACGAACCUGCCGUACAUCAAGGACGUUUCGGAAAUGACGGCAAAACCGCUGAGAUCAUAUGGAAUCAAAGUAGCUCACAAACCGAUCGCCUGUCUAAGGGGACUUCUGUUAAAACCCAAGGAGAGAACAAUGGAGAAGGACAAGAGCAGUGUCAUUUACAAAAUAAACUACCAGAAAUGUUCAAAACACUAUAUCAGACAAACUGGGAGAAAACUGUUCACAAGGAUUCUUGGACACCAAUCGGCAGUCAGGAGACAUGA
Messenger RNA from Echinostoma caproni, 1050 nucleotides. The record is from the annotation of a GenBank genome assembly. Lineage: Eukaryota; Metazoa; Platyhelminthes; Trematoda; Plagiorchiida; Echinostomatidae.